CCCGGUGGCGCAUUUUCCCCCCCAUCAGGCGAAGGUGGCGAUUGAGGCGGAAGAGGGUGGCGCCUGUAGCUGAGGUUGGGUUGACGCGGGCCAAAAAGAGCGCUGGAACCAGCUCGGUCUGGGUCAGAGCAACCGCACGUCGGAGGCGACGGUAGGUGGUAGUCGCUGCCGUUGAGACUGAACCACCCUUCAAAUGAAAAACCUUUAAAAUGGAGCAACUAGAAGAAACAUCUAAAAGAAUUCUGUUGGAACCAUAUAAUUACCUACUUCAACUACCAGGUAAACAAGUCAGAACUAAACUCUCUCAAGCUUUCAAUCACUGGUUGAAUGUUCCUGAAGAUAAACUUCAGGUUAUCAUUGAAGUGACAGAAAUGUUGCACAAUGCCAGUUUACUUAUAGAUGAUAUAGAAGAUAAUUCAAAGCUACGGCGAGGUUUUCCAGUGGCACACAGUAUCUACGGAAUACCAUCUGUAAUAAAUUGUGCAAACUUUGUAUAUUUCCUUGGCUUGGAGAAGGUUUUAACACUUGAUCAUGCAGAUGCUGUAACAGUAUUUACUCGUCAGCUGUUGGAACUCCAUAAAGGCCAAGGCCUGGAUAUUUACUGGAGAGAUACUUACACCUGUCCUACAGAAGCAGAGUAUAAAGCCAUGGUUCUGCAAAAGACAGGUGGCCUUUUUGGACUCGCUGUGGGCCUCAUGCAGUUGUUUUCUAACUACACAAAAGAUUUAAAACCACUUCUUAACACCCUUGGGCUCUUCUUUCAAAUUAGAGAUGACUAUGCAAACUUGCACUCCAAAGAAUAUAGUGAGAACAAAAGUUUUUGUGAAGAUUUAACAGAAGGGAAAUUCUCAUUCCCAACUAUCCAUGCCAUAUGGUCCAGGCCAGAAAGCACACAGGUGCAGAACAUUCUGCGACAAAGGACUGAAAAUGUAGACAUAAAAAAAUACUGUGUACAUUAUCUUGAGGAUGUGGGUUCCUUUGAAUAUACACGGAAAACAUUAAAAGAACUUGAAUCUGAUGCUUAUAGACAGAUUGAAUCUCUUGGGGGAAAUCCAGAACUCGUAGCAUUAGUUGAGCAUUUAAGCAAAAUGUUCAAGGAGAAUGAAAACUGAAACCAGUUGUCAGAUACGUUGUUGGAAUCAAGGAAACUAAAUUUAAUUUUAUAAUACCUGCCAUUAAUGGCUAGGAACACAGUUGAAACAUUUUAAGUGAUAAUGGGGAUUUGGAUAUGUUUUGGUUUAUCUUUGACUUAAUUUCAGUUGCUCAUGUAAUGUUGCAUACAGCAGCAAAUUUAAAUAUAACUAUCAAGUCUUACUCUGCAACUUCAUUCAUAAUAAAUUUCUUUUUAUUGUGAAUUUAUUUUCAUUCUGACCAAGAUAUGUAUUCAGAAAAUGAUUACAAGAGGAUGUGGAAGUUCCACUUUCAAUGUUUUAUUAAAUUUGCAUUUAUCCAAUUCUGGUCUGUCC
Molecule: messenger RNA, 1466 nt
Organism: Eublepharis macularius
Lineage: Eukaryota; Metazoa; Chordata; Lepidosauria; Squamata; Eublepharidae
Gene: GGPS1
Product: geranylgeranyl diphosphate synthase 1
Exons: 4
Coding region: 210-1112 (300 amino acids)
Biological process (GO): isoprenoid biosynthetic process
Molecular function (GO): prenyltransferase activity
Source: RefSeq, a predicted model, not a curated record